Messenger RNA from Puccinia triticina, 732 nucleotides. RefSeq lists its product as uncharacterized. The transcript is spliced from 3 exons. NCBI's taxonomy places the organism in Eukaryota, Fungi, Basidiomycota, Pucciniomycetes, Pucciniales, Pucciniaceae. The coding region runs from base 1 to 732 and encodes 243 amino acids. The record is from RefSeq and is a predicted model, not a curated record.
AUGCCGCCAGCAGGGAACACCGGUGGAAACAGCAGAGAGUACAAACAUCGCCAUGCCGUCUCGGAGGGGUCGAGCGGAACAAUGCCAGUGUGUGCAUGUAUCGAAAUACGAGCUUGGGUGACAUCAGGUGACGCCCAACCCGCGGAAGAAUGCAAAAGACGCUCCGUACAUGCAGUCUGGCAGGGCAGGAAGUCUGAUCAAGCUCGUAGUGUCCACUUGCGGCAAACGCGAUGCCGCCAGCAGUUGAGCAGCCCUCGUAAUCAAUUUGGCAAGCUCAACAUGAAAGGCCCGUUAAGAAACAGCUGGCCGAUCUUCGACGGGCCCGGCCCGGCUAGCGUCCGAAAUCCAAAUUUCUGCGGCUCAUGUUUGUCAAAUAACACGAGGCUCAUUCGCGAUUGGAAGGUCUUGAACGCGAGCAUUCCCAAUGGGAGUGCCAGCCAAGAGCUAGCAUCACAUCAACUGGUGCAUAUCUCGACCUCGUUCCGGCCAAGACUCAAAGCCCACAGUACAGCACACAGGGUGAUGAAAACCAUUGGCGCCGUCAACCGAUGUCUUGAUCAAGAAAAGCUGCGGCGCUCAAGUGCUCAGGGACGCCUCGCCUCUCAGAUCAAACACGCUCCGCCCCCAGGCGACCCCGAGGCGACCCUGUCUGCCGCCCUGAUGUCCGAGUGCACAACGCCGUGGCGCGACGCCAGGCCUGCAUCGGGCAAGGAAACGCCGCGGGCGUUUUGA